This is a messenger RNA of Linum trigynum, 939 nucleotides long. Lineage: Eukaryota; Viridiplantae; Streptophyta; Magnoliopsida; Malpighiales; Linaceae. The record is from the annotation of a GenBank genome assembly.
GCUAAAUCGCACACCUAGGGCCGUGCUCUUUCAGUGGUAUCAGAGCCUGGAUGGUGUGCCGAUUUUCUGAAGAGUACUGAAAUCCAUGAAGAUGACAAACCCUACGGACAGACCGUAGCCGUUGCGCGAGAACAAGGAGAUCGUGACGAUCAAGGAUGUGACGACAAACAAGUAUGACGCGAUGGCGUCGUCGAUUGAGAGUCUGACGGAAGUUACUGAGAGGGCAGCUGAGGUCUCGAAGGGUUCGAUCGGUGCAAUUGAAGCGAUGGGGGACCAGAUCAAGGCAUCAAUCGAAGAGAUGGGCAAGAGCGUAGCUGAAAAUAUUUGCAGGUCCCUCGCAACAACAAUGAAGGAGGUUUUGACCCAGGUUCUCAGGAGCCGCGAGCAACCGGCAACCGUAACCCCGACAGUGACGCUGGCGCCGACCGGGGAGAAGGCGCCAGGGCCGGGAGGCGGUGAGGAAGCAGAGGCGGCGAGGAGGGUGGCGGCCAGGGAGAAGCUGCCGAGCUGCGGCAAUGGCGGCUGCCGCGGGGCUCGUCGCGGCAAACUCGGCCGGGAAAGGAGGCGCGUCGGGGAGCUCCACUGGGCCGCGCGGCCGCGUCAGCGAGGAGGGUGACCAGGGCGCGAUAAGCGCGCCAGAGCCAGUGUUCAGCGGACCAGGCCUACUGCCGAUACCAACGGUCCAGGGAAAGAAAAAGAUGGUCAGGUACGAAGGUGAGCAUUGGCCGCCUGGGCCCGAGGGAGAUGAACCAUGGCCGAUUGGGUCCGGGAAAGAGGACGAGUUGAGCUUCGCGGGCCUGGAAGGGUGGGUGGACCUAGGACUAGAUGGGGCUAGACUGGGUUGGGUGUCGGGCCCCAAGUCGAGCAAAAUCGGGCCGACCACCGGGUGACCGACCGGUCGAACCGGGUUGGGUCAACGGCCGGCAAACAGCAUCUGGG